AUGUCGACGUCGACGAAGAAGAUUGUUUUAAAAAUCUCAGACGACAUAAUCUUUAAGGUUGAAGAGGCGGUGGCUCUACAGUCGAAGACCAUAGCCCACAUGAUUGAAGUUGACUGCGUCGCUAAUGCAAUCCCUCUUGCCAACGUCACAGGUGAAAUCCUCACUUUGGUGAUCGAGUAUUGCAAGAAACACGUUGUCUUCGCCGAUGGUGAUGGUGGUGGUGGUUCGUCUUCUUCCACCCAAGAGGAUCUCAAGAAUUGGGACGCUCAAUUUAUAAAUGAUCUCGACCAGUCAACGAUUUUUAAUCUGAUUCUGGCUGCUAAUUUUCUCAACAUCAAAACCCUUCUUGAUUUUACUUGUCAGUUCGUCGCUGAUACGAUGAUCAAAGGUAAAACAGUUGAGGAGGUUCGUAAGACUUUAUCAUCGAGAACGAUUUCACAGCCGAGGAAGAAGCACAGAUUCACCAUGAAAAUGAAUGGGAUUUUAAUUGAUCAUGUAGAUCACUUUUAG
Messenger RNA from Thlaspi arvense, 510 nucleotides. The record is from the annotation of a GenBank genome assembly. Lineage: Eukaryota; Viridiplantae; Streptophyta; Magnoliopsida; Brassicales; Brassicaceae.